Molecule: messenger RNA, 5335 nt
Organism: Clarias gariepinus (North African catfish)
Lineage: Eukaryota; Metazoa; Chordata; Actinopteri; Siluriformes; Clariidae
Gene: brpf3b
Product: bromodomain and PHD finger containing, 3b
Exons: 13
Coding region: 387-4073 (1228 amino acids)
Biological process (GO): regulation of transcription by RNA polymerase II
Cellular component (GO): MOZ/MORF histone acetyltransferase complex
Molecular function (GO): protein binding
Source: RefSeq, a predicted model, not a curated record
GCCAACGUCGGUACAUUAUGUGGCUGAAAAUAGCCUGGUUAGCUUAGCUCGCUAGCUUUUUUCUGUCAGAGAAAUCUGUUCAGGAUUGUGAAAGUGUGAAGUGUCCUUGCUUGUGUUUACGGGGGAAUUAAUCAUGGUUGCCUUGAUAAGAACUAGAAGACAUUUCCACUGCCGUACCAUGAAACACUGAGGACUUUUAAGGGGAUGUUUUAUCGCUGAAUUUUUUUUUUUUGCCGGCUUUUUUUCCCCCUCUGAAAGCCAGGAGCUAGCGGGCGCGAAAACAGGAGGCUCUGCAGAAGGCUCAAGCUCGGGUGUUUUUUGGGUUUUUUUGGCGUUUCUGAUUGAAAGAAAAGGUCCAGGCUCAGCGUGGCUGCGUAAAGGUGUCCAUGAGAAAGCCACGCCGGAGAGGGGGCCUCCCCGGGGGUUUAGGCGCCAGGAAAAGCGAUGCGGCUACACCUCGAGGUGGGGGAGCUCGGGGGGCCACGCAGCCCCGCUCUCCCUCCCCCUACAGACUCAAAGUUUCCCCGACGCGAGAGACCCUGACUUACGCCCAGGCUCAGAAAAUAGUGGAGGUGGAUCUGGAUGGGCGGUUGCACCGCAUUAGCAUCUUCGACCCGCUGGCCAUCAUCACGGAGGACGAAAUGAUGGCACAGGACAUGGCCGAGUGCAACAGCAACAAAGAGAACAGCGAGCAGGCUUCGUCGGCCAUCGUGACCAGCCCAAACCGCAGGUCUGUAAGCCAGAAGGGCAGAAAGAAGGACUCGAAAAAUGCAUCUUCUUCUACUUCUUCCUCUCAGAACUCGCACAGACAGCAUCACGCGCAUCAUAACCCUGCCCAGCAGCACAACAACAACAGCUGCUCAGCCUUACCCGAGCCCACUUUUAGGGUUCUCGAGUCGUUUGAGCCCAUCGAGGCUCCACCACUCCCCACCGCCUAUUAUCGCUACAUAGAGAAAUCGCCGGAGGAGCUGGAAGCCGAGGCCGAGUAUGACAUGGAUGAGGAGGACGCGGCCUGGCUGGAGGUGAUGAACGAGAAGCGGUCAUCUGAUGGCCAGACGGCCGUAUCGGCAGACACCUUCGAACUUCUGAUGGACCGGCUAGAGAAGGAAUCGUUCCUGGAGUCAAGAAUCCCUCAGGCUGCCGUGGACGAGGACGCCUUCUGCUGCGUGUGCCUGGACGACGAGUGCCUCAACAGCAACGUGAUCUUAUUCUGCGACGUGUGCAACCUGGCCGUGCACCAGGAGUGCUACGGCGUGCCAUACGUGCCCGAGGGCCCUUGGCUUUGCCGCCGUUGCCUUCAGUCUCCCUCUCGGCCCGUGGGCUGUGCGCUGUGCCCGAACAAAGGCGGCGCGUUCAAGCAGACGAACGACGGGCGCUGGGCGCAUGUGGUGUGUGCCAUCUGGAUUCCCGAGGUGUGCUUCGCAAACACGGUAUUUCUCGAGCCCAUCGAGGGUGUGAACAACAUCCCAGCGGCACGCUGGAGGCUGACGUGCUACCUGUGCAAGCAGAAGGGCCAGGGUGCAUCUAUUCAAUGCCACAGAGCCAACUGCUACACGGCGUUUCACGUCACGUGUGCCCAGAGGGCCGGACUCUUUAUGAAAAUCGAGCCGGUACGCGAGACCACAGCCAACGGUAUGACGUUCUCGGUGAAGAAGACAGCAUUCUGCGAGGCGCACUCGCCCCCCGAGAAGGAGGGCUCGGACGACGAAGAGAACGGAGGGAGGGUGGUGGGCUGCCGGGCCAGUCGAGGAAUGAGCGCCUACGCGCCGAGUCCUCAGCUGAUAAGGUCUCUGAAAAGCAAUAAGAAAGACGGCAAUAAGAAAAAGAAGAAGGGGAAGAAAAGUCCAGAGGUGCCAUCCAAAAAAGCAUCAACACCUCUGGUCACCGUGCCCCAGAUUCCCACACACAGGUUAAACAAAGUUUUUAAAGGUAUCAUUAUUCAAAAGAAGAACUAUUUUAUGCAGCGGUUGCACAAUUAUUGGUUACUGAAGCGUCAGUCACGUAACGGAGUACCUCUCAUACGCCGGUUGCACUCGCAUCUGCAGGCCCAGAGGAGCACCGAUCAGACCGAACCAGACGAGAAGGUCAGCGCUGUACGAGAAGAACUCAAAUACUGGCAGAAGUUGCGUCAUGAUUUGGAGAGAGCGCGGCUGCUGGUGGAGCUCAUCCGGAAGAGAGAGAAACUAAAGAGGGAGCAGGUGAAGGUGCACCAGGCUGUGAUGGAGAUGCAGCUGACUCCUGGUCUCAUGCUGCUGCGCUCCACCCUGGACCAGCUGCAGGAGAAAGAUGUAGCACGUAUCUUUGCACAGCCGGUUAACCUUAAAGAGGUACCUGAUUACCUGGAGUUCGUCUCUCAGCCCAUGGACUUCUCCGCCAUAAGGGUCAAACUGGAGGCUCACCAGUACCGAACGCUGUCUGACCUGGAGGCCGACUUCAACCUCAUGAUCUCCAACUGCCUCCUUUAUAACGCUAAGGACACUGUGUUUUACAAAGCGGCGGUGCGUCUGAGGGAAUUAGGGGGCGCGAUCCUGCGCCAUGCACAGCGGCAGGCCCACAACACGGGGCUGGACCCUCACACGGGCAUGCACCUACCAGAGUCGCCACAUAAAAAAGACUACUACCGUUGCACCCUGGAGGACGUGGACACCCUGCUCGACCCUGAGAACAGGCUGCACAUGACGGUAGAAGACCAGCUAAAGGAACUCCUGGAUAAGCUGGACGUUGUGACGUCGAUGCGCUCAAGCGGAGCCCGCACACGACGCAUUCGACUCCUACGCAAAGAGAUCAACAAUGUCCGCUAUCGCCGUAACUCCCACCUCUCUAACGGAGACGCCGAGCAGGAGGACGACGAGGAUGAUGAGGAGAAAGACAUGGACGCUGAAAAUAACCUGUCCUCAUUCUCAGACAAAGAUGAUUGUAAAUCUACCCCACCUCCCACCCUGGAGCCCUCUGGUCUUGCUUUAUCCCCACCUCCUGGAGAGACCCCUCUGGAUCCUCCAACUCUCCGGCCAAUGACCGAUCCCAAAACCAUGUCCCCUCCUGAACCCCUCAAACCAAGCACUGAGAGUCGCGACGCAGAUUCUGAGGUCGACACGGCCUCACAAAACUCUAGAGUUCGAGAGACACCUCCUGUGUUGUCUCCCAGCGAGGGAAAGCUGCUCAACGGCAUCUCAAACACUGAAUCUCCUACACGACCCGUUUCGGGGGGAGUGGGUCGCCGAACCGCCAUCCUGUUCAGAAAAGCGAAAAACGGUGCCAAACUGCAUCGUGACAAGGACAAUCAGCUGCAGAACGGCGAAAGUAGAACGCCGCAACGCCCUGCUCCUCCAACUACCACUACUACCCCUGUAACCACAGAGGCACCCGCUCCACCCGUCCUCACCCCGGCCAAUCAGAGACCUCGGAGCCGCAGCGCGAGUCCCGAAGAGCGACGGGAGAAGACCCCGCCUCGCUCAAUAGAAACUGCUCUUACAAACGGAUUCAAAAAGCACAAAGACGGCGGUUCAGACUCUGACGGCAGCUCCUCACCCAUAGUCAAAAAGGAAAUUACCCUACCACCAAAAAAAAGUCGGGGGAAACCUGCACUGUCCAAAGUACCGUUCCUAGAGACUGUUAACGGAGAUUCGGACUACACCGGCCCAGUGGAUAUGCUGUCAAUAGAAAGCGAUGCAGAACCCGAGCCUCUGGACCUGGUGUGGGCCAAGUGUCGAGGAUAUCCGUCGUACCCUGCUCUGAUCAUAGAUCCGGACAUGCCGGAGGAGGGUGUGUUGCAUAAUGGCGUGCCCAUCCCUGUACCACCUGCGGAUGUGUUGCGGCUCGGAGAGCAGAGACAGGAAGAGGCUGGAGAAAAACUUUACCUUGUUCUUUUCUUCGACAACAAGCGCACCUGGCAGUGGUUACCUCGGGAGAAGCUUCUGCCUUUGGGAGUAGACGACACAGCGGACAAACUGCGUCUGAUGGAGGGCCGAAAGACGAGCAUCCGCAAGUCCGUGCAGCUAGCCUACGACCGAGCCAUGAUCCACCUGAGCCGAGUGCGCAGCGAACACGGCUUUAUCGCUUCCAGCUACCUGUAGAGAAGAAUCCUAGUGCGCAUCACUACCCGAGCUCAUCACUACAGCUCAAACAGCAUACGCACAGAUGGCUGCAUCCCCAAUCCUCUCGCUCUGCUUGUCUCGUAGAGCAAGAGGUGAAGUUGCUUGAAUGCAAGUUCAGUGCAUUUCUUUCCAGUGUCAAGAAGGAGUUGCAGCCAUGCUUUGUUGUUUUGUUUUUUGUUUUUUUUCCCCCCCUUUUAUCCCUUUUUACGGUCUGGGUGGGUUAGAAAAAAACAUUUAUAAUGAACGCAACUGUGAGGGUUUUUUUUUUUUUAAAUACUAGUGUCACUUUAAAUCUUGUGGUUUAAGCGUGGACCGUCUGAAGGCUGGAUAAAGACAUCUAACGGUAUCUGUUCUCCGACAACGAUCGCUUAAUACAAAGAAGCGAACAAAUCAGCUGGCGAACGCGUGCGGACGUGUGAAUGAAUCACUGCCAUUUUUCUUACGAUAGCUUUUUACUUUUUAACGUUUUACAAACCACUUCUUGUAUAAUGUUAAGACACUCGUGUAUAUAACUACUUUUUUAUCAUAUAUCUAAUUUAAUUUGGAUCUUGUGUAUGAAUUCGAUCACCUGGAUGUAUGAAGAAAUUAGAUCUCGCCUGUACAUAUUUGUUUAAAAAAAAAAAAAACGAGAAAGACCAAAAAAAAAAAAAAAAGAUCAGAUCACUGGCUUGCUGCGAAAAAAAAAGUGUAUCCUGCUUGUCCUUGACUGUGUGUGCGUACAUUCAUUCAGUUGCAAGAAAAAUAUAUACUUAGAGUUUCAUGUCUGAUUUGCAGCCAGUUGUCUGUGGUUAAAUAUUAUCACUUUUUGAUACACAGAAAUGUAAUUUAUUUAUGGAACACAGAGAGAGAGCGAGAGAGAGAGAGAUAGAAAGAAUUAAAUUAUAUAUUGGUUGAAGAUUCAAAUCAAAGCUUAUUUAAGGUAAACUAUUGAAAUGGGUUUUUAAAAGAAGAUGGGCUUUGUGACCUUAAGUUAGUUAUGUUCAGCUUUUUAAAGAUGUAUGUGCUGUAAGGAAGAUGUUCACAAACUGUUAGACAGUUAAAAUCCCUUUUUGUUUUUGCACCAUGAAGCACAGAGCCUGUAUUUAUUAUAGAACGUUGUUGAGCUUGUACCUGUUUAUAAGAUGUUGAAGUUUUACGCUUGUAUAAACUGCAGAUUUUACCUACUUGCCAAAAUAUCAUGUCUGAAACAGUAUUUUCUCAUGUGGGGGAAAUAAAUGUUCUAUUGAAACUCUUAAUUCUUA